Molecule: messenger RNA, 1740 nt
Organism: Catharus ustulatus (Swainson's thrush)
Lineage: Eukaryota; Metazoa; Chordata; Aves; Passeriformes; Turdidae
Gene: MGAT1
Product: alpha-1,3-mannosyl-glycoprotein 2-beta-N-acetylglucosaminyltransferase
Biological process (GO): protein N-linked glycosylation
Cellular component (GO): Golgi apparatus
Molecular function (GO): alpha-1,3-mannosylglycoprotein 2-beta-N-acetylglucosaminyltransferase activity
Source: RefSeq, a predicted model, not a curated record
ACAAAAAAAACAAAAAAAUCCAAAUUUUGCUCCCUCAGCACCUCCGGCUGCAGCCGCCACCCAACCCCAAAUUUGGGCCAAAAUUCGCUGAUUUUGGACCAAAAAAAACCCAAAUCUGAGCCCAAACUCGGCGAUUUUGGACAAACCCUCCCAGAUUUGGGCUGAAAAAUCCAAAUUUUGGGGCCAGCCCUGAAUUUCUCAACAAAACUUUUGGAUUUUUGAGGGGAAAACUCCAAAGUGGGGCAGAAAAAUCCCGAAUUUUGGGGUCAAAUCUCAGGAUUUUGGAGCAGCCCCAUGUGAAGGAUGCUGAAGCAAACCCGCCUGGCUCUGGGGGGAGCCGCGCUCUUCCUCGCCUGGAACGGGCUCCUCCUCCUCUUCCUCUGGGGCCGCCCCGGCGCCAAACCCGCGCCGGAGUCGCCGGUGCUGCCGGCGCAGCUGCUGCGGCUGGCGCAGGACGCCGAGGCCGAGCUGCGGCUGCAGCGCGAGCUCCUCCUGCAGCUGCAGCGCUCGGGCCAAGCCCGGCGCCGCCGGACGCCGCGGCCGCCGCGGCACGAGGCCGCCGAGGAGCCGCCGGUGAUCCCGGUGCUGGUGCUGGCCUGCGACCGCAGCUCGGUGCGGCGCUGCCUGGAUAAAAUCCUGCGCUACCGCCCCAGCGCGCGGCGCUUCCCGGUGAUCGUCUCGCAGGACUGCGGCCACGCCGAGACGGCCGCGGUGAUCGCGUCCUACGGCGCCGCCGUGGCGCACAUCCGCCAGCCGGACCUGAGCGACGUGGCGGUGCCGCCGGAGCACCGCAAGUUCCAGGGCUAUUACAAAAUCUCGCGGCAUUACCGCUGGGCGCUGGGCCAGGUGUUCCGCACCUUCCGCUACCCGGCCGCCAUCGUGGUGGAGGACGACUUGGAGGUGGCGCCGGAUUUCUUCGAGUAUUUCCAGGCGGUUCUGCCGCUGCUGCAGAGGGAUCCCAGCCUGUGGUGCGCCUCGGCGUGGAACGACAACGGCAAGGAGGGGCUGGUGGAUCCCGGCCGCGCCGAGCUCCUGUACCGCACCGAUUUCUUCCCCGGUUUGGGCUGGUUGUUGCUGGCCGAGCUGUGGGAUGAGCUGGAACCCAAAUGGCCGCCGGCGUUCUGGGACGAUUGGAUGAGGCAGCCGGAGCAGCGGCGCGGCCGCUCCUGCGUGCGGCCCGAGGUGUCCAGGACCAUGACCUUCGGCCGCAAGGGCGUGAGCCACGGCCAGUUCUUCGACCAGUACCUGAAGUUCAUCAAACUCAACGACCGCUUCGUGCCUUUCACCCAACUGGACCUUUCUUACCUCAACAAGGACGAGUACGAACGUUUCUUCCUGCAGCAGGUUUAUUCCGCGCCCGAGGUGAGGCUGGAGGAGCUGCAGAAGGACGCGGCGGCCGACGCGGGGCCGGUGCGGCUCCAGUACCGCGGCCGCGAUUCCUUCAAGGCCUUGGCCAAAGCUUUGGGCUUGAUGGACGACCUCAAAUCCGGCGUCCCCCGCGCCGGCUACCGCGGCAUCGUCAGCGUCGUGUGCCGGGGCCGCCGCGUCUUCCUGGCGCCUCCCUCGGACUGGACGGGUUACGACCCUUCCUGGAGCUGAGAUUUGGAUUUUUUGGGGGUUUUUUUGGGGUGAUUUCUUCGGUUUUUUUGUUGGGUUUGGGGUGAAUUCGGAGCGGGGGUUUUGCAGAAUAAAAGGUGAGAAAAUGGGGGAUCCUCCCCCGGAUUCCAUCACUGCCACUUC